AUGCGCGGCACCCAGGAGGCGGACUACUCCGCACAUACGGAGAGUCCCCAGAUAUCCUCAGACCGACAGUAUUCCGAGAGCGAGAAGACCGACGAAGGAGAGGUUGAACUAGAAAAGUCCAGUGAUACCACAGAGAAUGGUUUUGAGCCGAUCAAAGCGGCAGCGACGGCAGAUAACAGCCAGCUCCGUAAAUUACAUAGCACCUCAUCUCGGCCUGUUGAGCGGAGUUGGUCGCUAAACGACGGUUAUAGCUGCAAUAAUGAGGUGGACGUUGAAGCGCGCACGGACGAGCCUCACGGUGCAAAGGCCAGCGAGUCGUCUGACUUUAUCGUGCGUUGGGAUGAAAAUGAUCCAUUGAAUCCGCGGAAUUUCAAUACAGUAAGGAGGUGGAUCAUUGUUAUCAUCUGCUCAACGGGGUCUCUUUGCGUCACAUGCACAUCGAGUAUGUACACCGUGACUUACGAUCAAUUGACCGAGGAGUUCAAUUGCAGCCGGAUCGUUGCCACCCUUGGCCUUUCUUUCUUCAUUUGGGGUCUUGGACUAGGACCGCUCGUUCUGGGACCUUUAUCAGAGUUCUAUGGCCGCAGAAACAUAUAUAUCACCUCGUUCACUUUCUUUCUGAUCUGGCUCAUUCCUUGCGCCGUUGCAAAGAAUAUCCAGACGAUGAUCAUCAGCAGGUUCUUCAACGGUCUUGCCGGAAGCGCAUUCUUGUCCGUGGCCGGCGGGACUGUUGGUGACCUCUUCGAUCGUCAUGAGCUGUCAGGGCCAAUGAUGUUGUAUACGGCUUCGCCCUUUGUUGGUCCCGAACUGGGCCCGUUGGUUGGUGGUUUUAUUAACCAAUAUACGACAUGGCGUUGGACGUUCUAUGUACUUUUGAUCUGGACUGGCACGUUGCUUGCCAUGUUAGUCUUGCUCGUUCCUGAAACAUACCAUCCAGUGUUGUUGAAGAGAAAGGCACAGAAACUGAGAAAAGAAACGGGGGAUAGACGUUGGGUUGCUCCAAUUGAGAAGAUGGAUCGGUCAAUGGCGCAGACAGUCAUGAAAUCUCUUUACAGGCCCAUCCUUUUGCUAACCCUGGAGCCGAUGUGCUUGAAUCUCUGCAUAUUCUCUGCGAUUCUUCUGGGAAUCCUCUACCUGUUUUUCGGCGCCUUCCAGCUGGUAUUUGGAAACGUGUAUGGUUUGGAGCUAUACCAGCGCGGCUUGUGCUUCCUUGGAAUGUUUGUGGGAAUGAGCUUUGCAAUAGCGUCUGAUCCCUUCUGGCGUCGGAUCUACAGGAAACUGGAACAGAAGGCCGCGGGGGUCGGGGAAGACUUCCAGCCGGAGUGGCGCCUACCUCCUGCUAUUGCAGGAGGGCCCUUGGUUACAAUAGGGCUGUUCAUCUUUGCGUGGACCAUCUACCCCCAUGUACACUGGAUUGUACCGAUUAUCGGUAGUGGCUUUUUUGGAGCGGGCUGCCAUCAUCCCCCUCACUUGCUGACAGAUGAGCGCAGUGUACAACAGGCUAGGAUACCACUGGGCGACUUCAUUGCUUGCUUUCCUGACACUGGUGAUGGCACCGUUCCCGUAUCUAUUCUUCCGGUUCGGAAAAUCUCUAAGGAAGAAGAGCCGAUUUGCUACGGCAUAGAUGCGCCAGAAUCAGUGUCAUCUUGUUGGUUCUCCCGUGCAUCACCAAGAGUUGCAGCAGCUGGAGCAGGUCUUGCCGAGGUUUGGAGGAGUGCAAUAACGGCUCUGAAUGGCUUCAGGCCGGGGAAAGACGGCAUCACGGGCACUCUCCGGUUUGCAUACAGAUCGGCUACUCCAGACACAGGCCAUGACUCCUGUCCCUGUCCAAUACUAGACCCAGCCCUGUCAACAUUGACAGCCGUUAAAUCGCUCAUCUUCAAUUUUCCAACGGUCUCUGCUCCCCGCAGUGCCGCCCGGCAACCGAUUCUCACAGAGUGGCGAGCCAGUCCCGGGGAGAAGCCUUUAACCGGUGAACCGAUCUCGUACCGAUCUGACACCCCGGAUCCGUCACACUCGAACGGACGAACGCCCCCGCGCGUCUUCUCGGUCCUUUCUCGCGAUCUCGCCGAUUCAUGGAAAAUGGAGAUGGAGACAGACAAGGGCGCUACAGCACCCUCGGCAGAACCCAGUGGGGCCGAUCAAGAUACCGCAGCCAUCGGCGAGCGCGCCGACCAGCAGCCCAAGGCUAACAACGCGAACGCGAAUGGUGAUGAUCAGACGACCACCAACGGCCAGAAACCGAACCCCAAGGAUCCGUCAAGACCGAGGCGGAAGAAGGCGCGCCGCGCCUGUUUUGCUUGUCAGCGGGCGCAUUUGACAUGCGGCGACGAGAGACCGUGUCAACGCUGCAUCAAGCGCGGGCUCCAGGAUGCCUGCCAUGAUGGUGUGCGUAAGAAAGCGAAAUACCUUCACGACGCGCCGGACGGUGCUUUGAUGCCUGGGAUUGGCGGGAAUAAUUUCUACAACAACAACCCAAUGCCGAAUGGCCUCCCGUCGAGUGGCAUGAAUCUGAACGGCGCGAACGGGGUCAAUCCAGCCGCGAGCACGCAGAAUUCGGGCGCGAACUUCUAUCCCACUCCGCAAUCGAACUACAGCAUAUACCAGGAGACCCCAAUCAACCACCAAAACUCUUUCCCCUCGCAGUCGCCGGUGUCCCCGACCUUUAGCUUGAAAACUAAUCCGACCCAUCGCAAUACCACUAAUGCGCCUAGUAACAAUAAUGCCGCUUUGACAUCUUCCAUGCCCCAACCCCCGAGUACCGGGGUAUCGAAUGCGCCAAACCAGCAAAACCCGUUCGCAGGCCCGUUCUUUGACCCCAGUGAUCCGGCGCUUUUCAACUUCGAUUUGUCGAGUAUGAACUUUGAAAAUCGAUAUGGUGCGCUGGAAUUCGGUAUGCUUGGGCACAUGGCUACUGGGGCCGGUGACUCUCCAGACUCAGGCACGCACCGAGGGUCUAUGGGCCGUAGCGGUUCAACGCAGUUUGCGUCCACGCCCAUUGGAGGAGCUGCAGCAUUCGGCGAGAGCCCACAAACCCAACAGCCAUUUAUGUUCGGUGAUCCGCUCCUGAACGAGUGGCCGAGUGGGCAGACCUCGGGCCAGGCGCAUGUGAAUGUCGGCGUAUAUCCGCAGUCCAGCCAGGGCAACGUGAUACCAGGGCAUUUAUCCAAGCCUGAUGCGCCUCACGCGUUUGCGAUUGAGAGCGGACCGACCAACUUUACCAGUCCGGGUAAUGCGACUAGUCCACAGAUGAACAACACUGGUUAUGAGGAUACUGGCGCGUUCAAUAAUGUCGUCACGAAAUCCAAUGGACUAUCCGUGAAUGGGCAACAGCGACCUCCGACCAUCUCUACACCAAGUAUGAAGCACCAAAGCCUGCAAAUGAACAAGCGGCGCCAGCGCAAUCCAUCGGCGGUCUACGAAAGUGUCAGGGAACCGUACGCAUAUACCAGUCGCUUCCACAAUCUGACGGCGUUCAUCCAGCGGCGCUUCCCACCCCAGAAGACACUGCAGAUUGCCAAGGCACUUGCGUCUAUUCGACCGUCGUUUAUCGCCACGACCAAGACGCUGAACCGUGAUGAUCUCAUCUUUAUGGAGAAGUGCUUUCAGCGGACACUUUGGGAAUACGAGGAUUUUAUCAACGCGUGCGGCACACCGACCAUUGUCUGUCGGCGCACGGGCGAGGUUGCCGCUGUCGGGAAAGAGUUCAGCAUCUUAACCGGAUGGAAAAAAGAGGUGUUACUAGGAAAGGAGCCGAAUUACAACGUCAACACUGGUGGCUCAUCAGCUGUGAGCUCCCGCAACGUUACGCCACGGGGUUCCGUCGAAAGCACGGCUGGCCGUCCGCAUCCAGUAUUCCUGGCCGAACUGCUUGAUGACGACAGCGUGGUAGAAUUCUACGAAGACUUUGCGCGGCUAGCUUUUGGAGAUUCGCGCGGAAGCGUGACGACGCGGUGCAAGCUACUCAAGUACAAAACGAAAGAGGACAUGGCAGCGGCGCAAUCGGAUGACAGUGGGCAGCGGUGGAACAACCAUCUGCGCAAGGGAGGAAUUGCCAAUGAGGCCGGGAUGAACCAGCUGGGAUUCAAAGACGGCAAGGUCGAAUGCGCCUACUGCUGGACAGUCAAGCGCGACGUGUUCGAUAUCCCCAUGUUAAUAGUGAUGAACGUGAGUCGCCCUCUUCUGCAAUCCUGA
Aspergillus mulundensis is the source of this 4194-nucleotide messenger RNA. RefSeq lists its product as uncharacterized. Gene Ontology annotation, biological process: regulation of DNA-templated transcription; cellular response to starvation; transmembrane transport. Lineage: Eukaryota; Fungi; Ascomycota; Eurotiomycetes; Eurotiales; Aspergillaceae. Gene Ontology annotation, cellular component: nucleus; membrane. The transcript has 14 exons. The record is from RefSeq and is a predicted model, not a curated record. Gene Ontology annotation, molecular function: DNA-binding transcription factor activity, RNA polymerase II-specific; RNA polymerase II transcription regulatory region sequence-specific DNA binding; zinc ion binding. The coding region runs from base 1 to 4194 and encodes 1397 amino acids.